Messenger RNA from Brettanomyces nanus, 1632 nucleotides. It is a transcript of the gene HTS1, whose product is annotated as Cytoplasmic and mitochondrial histidine tRNA synthetase. The record is from RefSeq and is a predicted model, not a curated record. The transcript has a single exon. Bases 1 to 1632 code for a protein of 543 amino acids. Gene Ontology annotation, biological process: histidyl-tRNA aminoacylation; mitochondrial translation. Gene Ontology annotation, molecular function: histidine-tRNA ligase activity; ATP binding. Gene Ontology annotation, cellular component: mitochondrion; cytoplasm. Lineage: Eukaryota; Fungi; Ascomycota; Pichiomycetes; Pichiales; Pichiaceae.
AUGUCGACCGAAGCCACCAAAAUCCAAGUACCAAUAACAACUUCAGUGGCUACUGCUACUGCUACUAGUUCUGCCUCAGGUGCAUCAGAACAGACUCAUGAGCAUCACUCCAAGAAAAACAAGAAAGCUCAUCACUUCAACUUGAAAGUGCCCAAGGGAACUAAAGAUUGGGCAGAUAAGGAUAUGGUUAUCAGAGAGGCAAUUUUCGAGAAAUUGGUAAACCUCUUCCGUUCUCAUGGCGGUGUUACCAUUGAUACUCCUGUGUUGGAGUUGAGAGAGAUUUUGGAGGGAAAGUAUGGAGAAGACUCAAAGUUGAUUUACAACUUGGAGGAUCAAGGUGGUGAAUUGACGUCUUUACGUUAUGAUUUGACAGUUCCAUUUGCCAGAUAUGUGGCCAUGAAUGGUAUUACCAACAUCAAGAGAUACCAUAUUGCCAAAGUGUACAGACGGGAUCAGCCUGCCAUGACUAAAGGUCGUAUGAGAGAGUUCUAUCAAUGUGAUUUCGAUGUUGCUGGAAGUUAUGAUUCCAUGGUUCCAGAUGCGGAGAUGUUAAAGAUUGUCUCUGACGGUCUACACUCCUUGGGUAUCAAUGAGUUUAAGAUCAAGUUGAAUCAUAGAAAGAUCUUGGAUGGAAUAUUUGAGGUUUGCGGUGUCAAGGAUGAAGAUGUUCGUAAGGUGUCUUCUGCUGUUGAUAAACUGGACAAAUUGCCAUGGGAGGUGGUGAAGAAAGAAAUGUGUGAAGAGAAAAACCAGCCCGAAGACGUUGCUGAUAAGAUUGGUGAGUAUGUGAAAUUGCAUGGUCACGUUAGAGACUUGUUGGCGAUUUUGAAAGCAGACGAUGAAUUAAUGGCCAACGAAUCCGCUAAUACUGGUAUCACUGAAAUUGAAACCAUGGCCGAUUACUUAGAGGCAUUCAACAUUGAAUCAUGCAUUUCAUUUGAUAUGUCUCUUGCUAGAGGUCUCGAUUACUAUACCGGUGUGAUUUAUGAAUGUGUCACUGAACAGUCAGCACCUCCAAAGGAUGCUGCGAAGAAAAAGGCCAAAGCAAAGGCUCAUCAGAAGGAGGAGGAUGCUUCUGAAUACGUCGGUAUUGGAUCCAUCGCUGCCGGUGGAAGAUACGAUAAAUUGGUCGGCAUGUUCUUGGGUACCAAUUCGAAGGGGAAAAAGGCCCCCUCGAUUCCUUGUGUUGGUGUGUCCUUUGGUGUGGAAAGAAUCUUCUCUUUGAUCAAACAGAGAGCUUCAUUGGUGGAGAAAAUCCGUCCUGUGUCUACUCAGGUUUAUGUAAUGGCAUUUGGAGGCGGUAAAGACUGGCAUGGCUUCCUACCGGAGAGAAUGCAAAUUGCUUCAAAGCUGUGGGAAGCAGGCAUCGAGACAGAGUAUCUUUAUAAGGCCAAGGUUAAUCCGAGAAAGCAGUUUGAUGCUGCCGAGAAAUCUGGAUGUCCAUUGGCAGUGAUACUAGGUAAAGAGGAGUUUCCUGAAGGCAAGAUUAGGAUCAAGAAGCUAGGUACCGGCUUAACUGAUGAAGGGGAUCUUGUUUCAGUCGAUAAUAUAGUUGAAGAAGUCAAGAAGAGACUCUCAGAAGUUAACGAAGAUGGGGUGGAUCAAGUUUCCAAGCUUUUACAAGACUUGUAA